Molecule: messenger RNA, 1005 nt
Organism: Nerophis lumbriciformis (worm pipefish)
Lineage: Eukaryota; Metazoa; Chordata; Actinopteri; Syngnathiformes; Syngnathidae
Source: RefSeq, a predicted model, not a curated record
AUGAGCGGAUGGGCUGGGUUUUCAGAAGACGAACUGCGGAGAGUGCAGCAAAAAGAGUCUGCGACAGUAAGCGUGCGCAAACUACGAGCGCCCAACCGGAGUCGGCAGCAAUUGGAACGAGAGAAGAUAUCGCUGAGAGCCGCUCAGGCAUUUGUGUCCCAUGAACUUCCACCGGAGCAGCAGCUUAAUAAACUGCCAUCAAGUUGUGAACAUGAGAACACUGAAACAGUGGGUCCCGCUGCCAAAGGGGAUACGCAGCUUUGUUUUGGCGAAGAAAACUGUAAAGCAGCUAUAAUGGAGCAAAAUUCCGCAGUAAAGGAGCUGGAGACGCCAGAGAUAGAGCUUCGAGACAAGACUCGCCUGGAGCAACUGCAAAGGGAACACAAAAUAAUAGAAGAGAGCAACAAACGCAAGAAGGCUCUGCUUGCCAAAACUAUUGCUGCAAAGUCACAACAAACUCAAGCUGAAGCGGUGAAGCUGAAGAGAAUACAAAUAGAAUUGCAAGCCCUCGAUGACCUCGUUUCUAAUGAUAUUGGCAUUCUGAGAGGAAAGAUUGAGCAAGCCAGUUGGGACUACACAACUGCCAGAAAGCGGUAUGACAAGGCAGAGACUGAGUAUGUCAAGGCAAAGUUAGACUUACACAGGAAAACAGACGUAAAGGAGCAGCUGACAGAGCACCUUUGCGCUAUCAUCCAGCAAAAUGAGCUACGCAAAUCUCACAAGCUUGAAGAACUGAUGCAACAAUUGCAGCUUCAGGCCACUGAGAAGGAACUAGAAAUGCAGAAAGUUGAAGAUGACAAUGUGGGAAGCUUUGAAUCGCAAGGGAAUGUGAAAGAACACGAUGGCGUAUUGGAGAGUCAGGAGCGAACAGUGCAACGGACACCCACAGAGGAUGGAAGUCAGAAGUGUAAUGGAGUCAAGCUGGAGCAAAAAUUGAGGAAGGAAGAACAGCCUGAGCAAGAUGAAAAUUGUUCACAACUACGGAAUGAUUGCUCAUACACUUGA